This is a messenger RNA of Amoebophrya sp. A25, 1897 nucleotides long. The record is from the annotation of a GenBank genome assembly. NCBI's taxonomy places the organism in Eukaryota, Dinophyceae, Syndiniales, Amoebophryaceae.
AGAUGAAAGAAUAAGAAGGGCAAGGUUAUUUAUAUUUGUAAUGAUAGAAAUCGAUCUGAUUUGAUAUUCUUCAUGUCAUUCGUAGAAGAUACGCUACUGCCUUUCACUAUUUCAAUUUUGACGCAUUGAGGACAUUGGUCAUUUUUUUUCCCACUUCUUGAAAAAAGGAUUCAAAUAUGAACUUGGGUUUUGUUGGUCUCGGCGCUAUGGGAGCUUCCAUGGCGCGCAACAUGGCGGACUACGGCGAUUUUACUGAAGUGCACCUCUGGAAUCGUACGCAUGCCAAAGCAGAGUCACUGAAAUCGGAAAUCGAGAACCGGAAACUGGAAGCGACCGAAUUAAGAUUUGGACUCCAAGAAUGAGUGUAUCUGCAUGUUCACGCACACCAUUUUACUUUUAUCAUUUUAGGCGUAGGCGUUUUUUAUUUGUGUUGAAAACAAUUGACUGUUAGAUAUUUUCCUAGCGGAUGAUGGCAUGUCGUCUGUGUCGCUGCCUCUAAGAACGAGAGGGGAAGGCGCGAAUGGAAAAGCACGAAAUAAGUUACAAAAAGUUUUUUGUCACGAAGAGCUAUCACAGAUGGUAAACAAAUGUCACGUUCUGGUCAUGAUGCUCUUGUCGGACGCGCCCACGGUCGAUGUGGUCGAAAAAAUCUGCCUCUCGCGGGAAGAGAAUUCUUCACUGAAGAAAAAUGCAGAGGAAACCCGUGAAGACGACAAAAAUGAAAGCAAGUCUACCACUUCCAGUAACGAUGUGGGCUCUCGCCUUUUGGUGAUGAAUUGUGGUACGAUUUCGCCAGAGAGUGUUCAAAACAUCGCGGAACGGUGUGCGCGUAGUAACAGUUGUGUCCAGUUCGUGAAUUGUGCGGUUACCGGGCGACCGGAACACGCGGCGAGGCGCCUGCUUACUGCGUGGAUAUCCUCGUCGGACAGAGCGGCUGCGGAGUUUGCGCGCGAGCGCGUGACCCCAACCUUUGCUCGCGUGUCCCACCUGAUCUCUAUGAGUGAUCCAACAGCGUCCGCGAAAUACAAGCUUUGUACCAACUUCAUGGUGUACGCAACCGGCGAAAUGCUGUCGGAAUGCUUGUGUCUGAUGGACGCGGCUGGAAUUGACCGUGAGAAGUUGCUGGACUUCACUCAAGGCGGCAUUUUGCCAGGGUUGAUUUUAAGGAAUUGAUGAUCACGAACUACUUAAUCCCUCCUCAUCCAACGCUUUCCUCUACUUUCCUCGCAUGGAUAUUUUGAAAAGACGAAGAUGCACUGGAAAUGCUUCAUGUACAGCCUAAACCCCUUGCUGACUGCAAAUCAUCAUCAGUUUAGGUAAGAAUGAAUUGUCGUACGCUUUUCUAAUGAUUGCAGAUGUGUACGCGAAAAAACUCGUAAAGAGGCAAUUUCGAGAAACUCCAAUUGGUGCGGAUCUUGGGGUGGCAUUGAAAGAUCUCCAGUUGAUGCAACAGAUACAGCAGAACCCUUCUACUUCUAGAGAAACCUCGACGGCCAGCACAGGGACUCCAGUGAAAAAAAUUACUCAGUUGCCGCUUCUCGACACAUGCUUACAGAGUGUCACCGCGCAGAUGACAGCAGUGCAAGCGGACGCUGCAGAAAACAGCGCCGGAAAGGUGUCUGGGGUCGAAUGGUGCUCGUUUUUGGAAAUGGUCGAAAACAAUUUUGUAGAAAAAUGAAAUUGUAUUUUUUCUCAACGUUUUUGUAGCAUAGAACAUCACGAGAAUUUAUUUUUUUAGCAUACUUCUGAUUUGGAAAGAAGAUACACCACAUUUGCGAUGCUGCUGGAGACAACCUCCAGCAUGAGGAUUGUACAUGCGAGAGGAUAAUAUGAAACUAUAGAAACAACACACCGAAAAUGGAUUCAUUGAAUAACAACCGAAAAAUUUUGAAUCGUC